This is a messenger RNA of Pteronotus mesoamericanus, 1216 nucleotides long. Its product is annotated as centromere protein F-like. The coding region runs from base 335 to 1216 and encodes 293 amino acids. Gene Ontology annotation, biological process: mitotic cell cycle; regulation of G2/M transition of mitotic cell cycle; metaphase chromosome alignment. The transcript is spliced from 7 exons. Gene Ontology annotation, molecular function: microtubule binding; dynein complex binding. Lineage: Eukaryota; Metazoa; Chordata; Mammalia; Chiroptera; Mormoopidae. Gene Ontology annotation, cellular component: chromosome, centromeric region; nucleus; spindle pole. The record is from RefSeq and is a predicted model, not a curated record.
GCGGCAAAGGCGUGGUGGCUGCUGACAGUGUGAGCUGGGAAAGAGGCUCCAUUUCUUGGAGGCUGCACGGAAUAGGCCCCUUUGAGGGGUGUGUUUCGCUUUCGGCUGGCAAGGCAUUUUGUGACGAAGUAAGUCAUGGAGUCCGAAGUGAAGUUCCACGAAGGACGACUGAGUUCAACAGAAAAGCCAGUGGAGAAACGGGAACAGGAACUUCCAAGGCGUAAGUGUAGACUUGAAAGAAGAGAGGAAGCUGCACCGUCUGCACAUGCCUCUCUGAAUCCAUGCAGUCUACUCCGGAAACUUUUUACAAUUCUGAUGAAACCAUUUUGGUCUUAUGGCGAAAGCGGGCCAGGUCGUUCCCGAAGAGAUGACGAGUCCCCGGGACGUCGCCCGCGAGCAGGCCUCGUCGACUGUGUUCUCACGGCCACGAGAGAAGACCCCAGGUGGUCUUUCUUCUGAGGCUGUCCAGGCUCUGCUGGGGAGAGGCUUCUCCGCGUCUGACACUUGUGGGGAAGAGGAAGGGACUGCGAGCAGAUCCGCUUUGCAGGCGGGGCACAGAGAUGCUGCCAGCAGCUUCGGUGGGACCUCCAGAGGGUCUCGUCUUUCGGAUCAACUAAAAGCCCAGCGUCACGAGCUAAGGAGCAAGAUUGGAGAGUUGGAACUGCGAGCGCAAGGACAAGAGCAAGAACCGAAAGGCCAAGUGAAUACAUGGGAAGAGCUGCAGCUCGAACUGGAGAAGGCGAAAAUGGAAUUGGACGAGAAAGAGAAGGUUUCGACGGAAAGGAGAGAAGCACUAGUGAGAAUGACAGCACAGUGCGCCCAGGCGUCCACCAAGUGUUCCCUGUCAGAAAACACGGUUGAUUCGGAGAUCCUUCACGGGACCGGGUGGCAGUUUGAAGGGGGCCCGGCAGAGGGCGCCGCGGGCCCGUUCGUCUCCACUACCGCCUUUGGGUUUUUUCCCACAGAUUGCCAAAGAGCAGCAAUUGUGGUCCACUGUGGUGUCCUGGAAGAAAAGCUGAAAAAACUGAGUGAAGAUUUGAGCUGUCAGCGACAGGAUGCCGACAGUGUCAGAUGUUCUCUGGAAGAGAAACUGAAGGUAAAAGAGAAGGCGUUUCAAGAGGUAAGGUGCAUGGAUCGACGUGGGUUUGUCGGAGGCGUCCCAGUGUCCUCAUUUGAAACGAGGAGCCGCGUGUCAUCAUUUGGGAAGUUCUCCUAG